AUGGCGCCAAACUCGGUUAUUCCUGCCGUUGACAAGACGACGACUGAGGCACAAACAUCAACCUCCACACGACGCGUCGCACAGCUAACCGACCAUCUCGCACCUGCGAAAGAGACGGAGCAGAUCAAUACACCUUCUUCGACACCCGUCAACUACCCGGUAUCGAAAUUCAAACUCGAUCCCAAUCGUUGUCUCGACCAUGUGCGAGAGCUGAAAGUAGCGGUAAUCGGCGCUGGCCUUGCGGGAAUUAAUGCUGGCAUCUUGCUCCCAGCAAAAGUGCCCGGCAUCAAGCUGACAAUUUUUGAGAAAAACAGCGACGUGAGCGGUACAUGGCUCGAGAACGUGUACCCUGGCGUACGUUGCGACAUCCCAGCACACGUUUACCAGAGUACUUUCUCGCCCAAUACCCAGUGGUCUGAGAUCUUUGCCAAGGGCGCAGAGAUUCGCGAGUACUGGCAAUCGCGCGCAAAAAAGCAUGAUGUGUACAGAUAUCUCAAGCUGCGACAUCGCGUGGAUGAAGCCGAGUGGAACGAUGCGCAAUCACAGUGGCGCUUGAAAGUUCAGGACCUCGAGAAUGACAAGACAUCCACCGAGUCUUUCGAUUUCAUCAUAACCGCAAUUGGCCGGUUCAAUGCAUGGAAGCUGCCUGACUACCCUGGUCUCGAUGAGUACAAAGGGUUCUUAAGACACACGUCAAAUUGGGAUCCUUCUUAUGACCCCACAGACAAGAGGGUGGCAGUCAUUGGCAAUGGAGCAAGUGGCAUCCAAAUAGUACCCAAUCUGCAGCGCGUCUCAAAGCAUGUUACUCAAUUUGUACGGAAUCCAACUUGGAUUGCGACCUCUUGGGCAGGUGACGAGCGGACCUUUGAGCCACAGCCAUACCCUGACGAACAGCGGAAAUCCUUCGAGGAUCCAGAGACUUAUCUAGCUUUCCGUAAAGAUCUCGAAGAAAGUUAUUGGCGGAGAUUCCGUUCUGUGAUUCGAGGUUCGCCGGAGAAUGUGGGCAUGCGAGAGCAGUUCAUUGAUGUCAUGAAGAAGCGGGCAGCAAAGAAGCCAGAACUUCUAGACGGACUCAUUCCAGACUUUGCACCAAAUUGCCGACGUUUGACACCAGGACCCGGAUACUUGGAAGCCCUUACUGAAGACAACGUCGACCUGGUCAAAACACCGAUAAAACGCUUCACUUCAACCGGAAUUGAGACGGUCGAUGGAAAAACCUACGAUUUCGAUGCUAUAUUCUGUGCUACAGGUGCAAAUACUAAUCUGGUUCCACCCUUCUCGAUCAAGGCACGAGGAGUUGACCUGAACAAGGCCUGGAAGCCGGAAGGAAAAUUUGGCUUUCCUUACACCUACAUGGGCCUUGCUACUCCAGGCUUCCCCAAUCUAUUUUUCCUGGCUGGUCCAGCUGCUACUGGCUCCGCGGGAACAGUACCUCAAGCUGUGGAAACAGCAGUCACGUACUUCGCCAAAGUCUUCCGAAAAGCAUCCUCACAAGGCAUCAAAUCCAUUGCGCCCUCCAAAGAAGCAGCAGAUGACUUUGUCGACUACUGUGAUGCUUUCUUUCCCAACACUGUGUUGACAGACAAUUGCUCUUCUUGGAACAAUGGCGGCACUCCCGGACAGCGUAUCAAUGGUCUAUGGCCCGGCUCGGCUGCACACAUCACCAUCGUCAGGCGUGAACCGCGGUGGGAAGACUGGGAAUACGAACGCGAGAACAAGAUCAAUAGAUUUGCGUACUUUGGCAAUGGCUACACACAGGCCGAGACGGAGGACGACGCUGAUAUUGUCUCAUAUCUGAAAGCUCCAGGGAAAGAGGGCGACCUAAGAGAUGUUCACGAGAGCUGGUGGGACCUACCUGGCUCAACAAAGAAGUCGGCUUGAACAACUCUCUUGUUCGUUUUCGAUUUUCAGCAUAGCAUAUUGCACGCCCUCGCCUUCUCUCUAAAAGGUUAUACGAGUCAGACACCUAUUCCCAGUGCCAUAUUAGAAUUAGAUCGAAUCGACAAUAUGCAACUUCAGCAAGGCGAUAUUGACUCGCACGCCC
Cucurbitaria berberidis CBS 394.84 is the source of this 2044-nucleotide messenger RNA. RefSeq names its product FAD/NAD(P)-binding domain-containing protein. The transcript has 2 exons. Lineage: Eukaryota; Fungi; Ascomycota; Dothideomycetes; Pleosporales; Cucurbitariaceae. Gene Ontology annotation, molecular function: flavin adenine dinucleotide binding; N,N-dimethylaniline monooxygenase activity; NADP binding. Bases 1 to 1881 code for a protein of 626 amino acids. The record is from RefSeq and is a predicted model, not a curated record.